UCAUUGCAAAAAGAGAGUUGGGUAGAAGAGGUGAUCUGUCAAAGGAAGAAAAAAGGAGAAGAAGCAGUUGCUGCAGCGACAGAAAGACAAGAAGACACACAAGGACGAACGAAGCUCAAAGAUAUGGCGCACGUCGUGAGCGUUCCAAAUGAGAACCAAGGACCAUUGUUAAACCGCGUGAGCGUUGCCGUUUACUCGAUUGCGGUGGUGUUCAUCGGGCUUAGAUUUCUCACACGCGGAUGGAUAGUGAGAAAGUACGGGCUGGAUGACUUCCUGGUCGGGGUGGCAAUUACACUAGGGGGCGUGCAGACGGCGACCAUUGCGCUGCAAGUCAAAUACGGCCUGGGAUGGCACGUUGGAGAGAUCAAGAUACACGACUAUGACCUUCUCCUAAAGUACAAGUGGGUGAACAUGAUGGUAUACUACAUUGCAAACUGGGCGGUCAAGAUGAGCAUUCUGGCUCUGUACCACCGUAUCGGAUCGGGCCACAAAGGGUUGCCCUUGAUCUUACAGUCAAGAGUGGUAGGGAUGAUCGUAGGGGCCGUCACAGCUUUCACCGUCGCUGUGUUCUUUGCUGAGCUUUGCGCCUGCCAACCAAUCUCGGCGACGUGGAAAGUCGAGAGCGAUAUCCGAUCCUGCAUGGAUAUGCGAGCCUUCUACAUUGCACAAGGAUCCAUCAACGUCGUAGUAGACAUGCUUUUGUUGAUCUUUCCGCUUCCUUUGCUUCGAAUCCUGAAUAUCAACCAGCGACAGCGAAUCGCUCUCGUGCUUAUAUUCUCCAUCGGAGUCAUACCACUAGUCGCAAGCAUCAUUCGGCUUACGGAAAUUGUGAUGGUGUCCAACAUGGAGUCGCUUCCGUACCUCGCGGACGAUCCCAGCUGGAGAUGGGCUUGGGUACCAGUGUGGGGACAGAUCGAGGUAGAUGUAGGGAUUGUAGCAGCAUCUCUACCGAGUCUCAGCCCACUUCUAAAGAAGUUUUGGUGUGGGGUAUCAACGCAAAUGUAUACGGGCGGUGGACCACAAUAUACUCGUUCACUCGUGGAACCUUUGGAGAGCCGGACAUUGCAAGCGCCCUCAUCGACACGUUCCGCAUCAACACUGGCCAACACAGAAGCCAAGAACCGAGAGUCAGUCCAGUCUCAAGACUCGAGUGAAUGCUUGGAUCUGGAGGCAUUUCCAAGUACUCCAUCGACAAUUGUGGUUGGGGAGGCUGUGACAGUAAAGAUACAGGUUCAGAUAGGAAAGUAG
Messenger RNA from Periconia digitata, 1248 nucleotides. The record is from the annotation of a GenBank genome assembly. NCBI's taxonomy places the organism in Eukaryota, Fungi, Ascomycota, Dothideomycetes, Pleosporales, Periconiaceae.